Phodopus roborovskii (desert hamster) is the source of this 2760-nucleotide messenger RNA. It is a transcript of the gene Orc1, whose product is annotated as origin recognition complex subunit 1. Gene Ontology annotation, molecular function: ATP hydrolysis activity; chromatin binding; ATP binding. The transcript is spliced from 18 exons. Gene Ontology annotation, cellular component: nuclear origin of replication recognition complex. Gene Ontology annotation, biological process: DNA replication initiation; mitotic DNA replication checkpoint signaling. NCBI's taxonomy places the organism in Eukaryota, Metazoa, Chordata, Mammalia, Rodentia, Cricetidae. The record is from RefSeq and is a predicted model, not a curated record. The coding region runs from base 173 to 2692 and encodes 839 amino acids.
UAAGUGCCUGGACUGGAAGCGGUGGGGAGCGCAAGGGGUCGGCCCUCCCUGGCAAGCUUCGGCGUGAGACAUUUGCUUGACUUCAUUGUGAAAAGCUGGGAGAAGUUACAAGAUUAUUUCUGACAAUUGUGUGUCGCAUCAUCUGUAAAAAAAGAAUAUAUGUUGAAAAGACAUGCCAUCCUAUCUCACAAGGCAGAAGACCCAAAAAACUUUCUCAUGGGUUGGCAGGCCAUUGCCGGAUCGAAAACAGUACCACCAAGUCUACAAAGAAAUGUGUAUGAAAGUCAAUGAUUGUUCCACUGAGAUUCACAUCAAGGUUGGACAGUUUGUAUUGAUUAAAGGAGAUGUUAAUGCAAAGCCCUAUGUUGCUAAACUGAUUGAAUUAUUUGAAGAUGGAUCUAAAUUUCCUUCCGUGAAAUGUGCUCGAGUACAAUGGUUUGUCCGAUUCUCUGAGAUCCCUAUCCCUAAAAGGCAUUUAUUAGGCCGGAAGCCUGCUGCAGAGGAGAUAUUCUGGUAUGACUCUUCUGACUGUGGUAACAACAUUUAUGUGGAGACCAUCAUUGGUCCUGUUCAGGUAGUGGCUUUAGCCCCAGAUGAAGCGAUACCUAUGAAUCAGAAAAGUGAGGAGACACUGUUUGUGAAGCUAUCCUGGAAUACAAAGAAAUUUGAACCACUGUCACCAGAAAUACUUGCAGCAUUGAAGAAACUAGAAGAUAGCCCUAAGUGCCAGAAACCUUUAAAAGCCAAGAUUAAGAAUGUAAAAAGCCCUUCUUGGGAUGCAACAGAACAAAUGGACAAAAGGAUUGAAUCAAAUCACUCUACCUCCAAAUAUUGCCAGAUACCUGCCCACCCUGUCUCCCCCAAUGCAAGCAUUCCCAGGAAGCCUAACAUGAGGCUAUCACAGAAGAUCUUGUGUGACUCCUUGGAUUCUCAAAAAAAUUCUAAACGAAAAACAGCCUUCUCUGAGACAGCCUCACCUCCUAAAAGAUCUCAGCCUGGUGAAAUCAAGACAUCAUCAACUUUGAAAACUUUGGAAGAAAAUGGACAGGCACAUUCCUUUUGUGCCAAAGGUAGCAUGAGAGCCAAAGACCCAUCUUUCAUAACCACAAAGAUUAGUAUGGAGAGGGCAUUCAGCCCUAUCAGGCGUAGAUUGAGGUCUUCAGUGGUGCCCAAUGCGAUUCUGACACCAGAGUUCACUGAGAGGGAGGCAAGAAAACAUGAAGCUCACGAAGAACCGACCUAUAGUUCCAAUCGUGCUCAUAGAAGGAGUUCUCUCUUGACUUUGAAACGGAUUAGGCAACAGCUUUGGCUUCUAGAUGAUGAUAAAAGUAACCAAGAAGAAGAAGAGUUUAUAUCCUCAGCAGAGGUGUCAGACUCCACUAGUGAGGAGGAAGAUGAUUCUAUUCCUUCCCUUCCAAAGAGAAAUCCCCAGCGGCAGUCCAGAAUCCGGAGAAUGGCCUCAAAUCCAUCAUUGCAGACCCCCUCCAAGACACCAAAGAAAACUCCUCAUGCCACUCCUCAGAUUCGAGAUAGAAAACUUGCUGUCCAGGAGCCAACUAAUGUGCUUGAAGAGGCCCGGCUGAGGCUGCAUGUUUCUGCUGUGCCUGACUCUCUUCCCUGUCGAGAGCAGGAAUUCCAAGACAUCUAUAGCUUUGUUGAAAGCAAACUUCUUGAUGGGACUGGAGGGUGUAUGUACAUUUCUGGGGUUCCUGGGACAGGGAAGACAGCCACUGUACACGAGGUCAUACGCUGUCUGCAGCAGGCAGCCCAAACAAAUGAUGUUCCUCCCUUUGAAUAUGUUGAGGUCAAUGGCAUGAAGCUGACAGAGCCCCAUCAAGUCUAUGUGCAGAUUUUACAGAAGCUGACAGGCCAGAAGGCAACAGCUAAUCAUGCAGCAGAACUGCUGGGAAAGCGGUUCUGCAGCCGAGGGUCCCCACAGGAAGAAACCACUGUGCUGCUUGUAGAUGAGCUCGACCUUCUUUGGACUUACAAACAAGAUGUCAUGUACAACCUCUUUGAUUGGCCUACUCACAAAGGAGCCCGGUUGGUAGUUCUGGCCAUUGCCAACACUAUGGACCUGCCAGAGAGGAUCAUGAUGAACCGUGUAUCUAGUCGACUGGGUCUCACUAGGAUGUCCUUCCAGCCCUAUUCUCACAACCAACUGAAAGAGAUCCUGGUGUCCCGACUCAAGCAUUUAAAGGCCUUUGAAGAUGAUGCCAUCCAGUUGGUAGCCAGAAAGGUAGCUGCCCUCUCCGGAGAUGCCCGGCGCUGCCUGGACAUCUGUAGGCGUGCCACCGAGAUCUGUGAGCUUUCCCAUAAUCGUGAUGACUCUCUGGGCCUGGUGACUGUGGCCCAUUUAAUGGAAGCUAUAGAUGAAAUGUUCUCCUCAUCCUAUAUCUCUGCUAUCAAAAACUGUUCCCUCCUGGAACAGGGCUUCCUGAGAGCCAUUAUUGCAGAAUUCCGUCGAUCUGGACUAGAGGAAGCAACAUUUCAACAGAUAUACAGUCAGCAUGUGGCUCUGUGCAGGAUGGAGGGACUGCCUUACCCUACCAUGUCAGAGACCAUGGCUGUGUGCUCAAAUCUGGGUUCUUGCCGCCUCCUCCUGGUAGAGCCCAGCAGGAAUGACCUGCUACUUCGAGUGAGACUCAAUGUGAGCCAGGAUGAUGUGCUUUACGCUCUGAAAGAAGAGUGAAGAACUUCAAGACUUCUGCUGUUUCUCAAACAGCCUUAUUUAUUUUUCUUCAGAACAUGAAUUAUAGC